Molecule: messenger RNA, 1737 nt
Organism: Thalassophryne amazonica
Lineage: Eukaryota; Metazoa; Chordata; Actinopteri; Batrachoidiformes; Batrachoididae
Gene: dbt
Product: dihydrolipoamide branched chain transacylase E2
Exons: 11
Coding region: 25-1524 (499 amino acids)
Cellular component (GO): cytoplasm; mitochondrion
Molecular function (GO): lipoic acid binding; acetyltransferase activity
Source: RefSeq, a predicted model, not a curated record
GAGAGGGGCGUGACUAAAGGAAAGAUGGCGGCGUUGACCAAAGGUUUCUCUGUCGUCAGAAGGCUGCUGUGUCCACAGUAUCGCCAGUGCUGUUUCCAGCUGCACAGUUUGGGGUUGGACAGAAGGAGACAGACGCAGCCAUACAGAUGUGGCAGAGACAUUCAAGUGUUCAGCAGCCACUUGAUACACACGGCUGUAGCCAGCCGCGGACCCAUCGUCCAGUUCAAACUCUCCGAUAUCGGGGAAGGAAUCAUGGAGGUGACUGUGAAAGAGUGGUAUGUAAAGGAAGGAGAUAAAGUUUCACAGUUUGACAGCAUCUGUGAGGUUCAGAGCGACAAGGCCUCAGUCACCAUCACCAGCCGCUACGACGGCAUCAUUCGAAAGCUCUACUACGACACGGACGCCAUCGCCUUAGUGGGCAAGCCGCUGGUCGACAUUGAGACAGAUUCCACUUCAGAGCUGAUCCAGGAGGAGGAUGUGGUGGAGACACCCGCCAUGGUGCGAGAAGAACACACCCACCAGGAGAUCAAAGGACACAAGACCCAGGCCACGCCCUCCGUCAGGCGCCUCGCCAUGGAGAACAAUAUCAAGCUGAGCGAGGUGGUUGGCACAGGGAGGGACGGGCGCAUCCUGAAAGAGGACAUUCUCAGCUUCCUGGCCAAGCAGACCGGAGCCAUCCUACCUCCAACUCCCACCCAGGAGGUCCAGUCUCCUUCUCCUCCUCCUUCUCCGCCUCCUCCUUCUGCGGCUGCUGCCAAGCCUGUGGCCAUGCCAGCAGCUGUCAAACCUCCACCUGCUGCACCAAGACCUGUGUUUACUGGAAAAGAUGUCACAGAACCCCUGAAAGGCUUCCACAAAGCCAUGGUGAAGGCCAUGAGCGCUGCGCUGAAGAUUCCUCACUUUGGUUACUGUGAUGAGGUUGACCUAAGCCGUCUCGUAGGGCUGAGGGCUGAACUUCGAGCUGUGGCUGAAAGUCGUGGGGUCAAACUUACCUACAUGCCCUUCUUCAUCAAGGCUGCCUCUCUUGGCCUUCUGCAUUUUCCAAUCCUCAACACCACAUUGGAUGAAAGCUGCCAGAAUAUCACUUACAAGGCCGCUCACAACAUUGGACUCGCCAUGGACACAAGCCAGGGUUUACUGGUUCCUAACGUGAAGAACGUGCAGCUGCUCAGCAUUUUUGAUAUUGCUCAGGAGUUGAACCGCCUGCAGUCGUUGGGUGCUGCCGGUCAGCUGGGUCCUGCUGACCUCACGGGUGGAACCUUCACCCUGUCCAACAUCGGAUCCAUCGGGGGGACUUAUGCCAAACCAGUGAUUCUUCCUCCUGAAGUAGCAAUUGGAGCUCUGGGGAAAGUCCAGGUUCUACCUCGGUUUGACGCCGGUGGUCAAGUGGUCCAAGCUCACAUCAUGAAAGUCAGCUGGUCAGCUGAUCACCGCAUCAUCGACGGUGCCACCAUGUGCCGCUUCUCCAACCUGUGGAAGGAGAACUUGGAGAACCCGGCCAACAUGCUGUUGGACCUGAAAUAACUGCUUGGAAAUAUUUCCCAUCAGCCCCUGAGAGAAGAGGUUGAUGUUUCUUUCUGCUCAACACCUUUGUGUUUUCUGACUGUUACUGACUUUAAGCAAGGCAACAGGAGUACAGCUGUCAAUCAUGUUGCUGUUUCCAUGACAGCCAUGAAACCUGUGUUUGAUUAAAAUGAAGCAGGAUUCAUUUCUGAAUUAAAGUUUCAACUGGGCACA